UCCUCCCAUAAAUCCAGGAGGCGAGCAGCCGUUAGGGGUUUGACACUGGGAGCUGCUGAGCGUCAUGCCUCUGCCUCGACGCCACUCAUCCUUCUUGGGACAGUCGUCCUCCGAGCGCCCAGCCUCCACCUCCUGUGGGAGGAUGGGCGCGGCCGGGACCACGGCCCCCCGGGGCAUCUUUGUGGGCUCUGCACCCAUACUGGGUCCAAUCUCUGGGCUGGGAACACGUGUAUCUCGCAGGGCUUUGGGAAUCAGUAGUGUGUUCCUGCAGGGGAUGAGGAGCAGUGCCACACCGGUUCUGCCUCGAGCUGGUGAACGGCCCAUGGGAAGUGGAGCAACGGCAAUGGGCAUGAACAACUGCCUGAUGGAAUACCGGGACAAAGUGAGAGCACUGGAACAGCUGAACCAACAGCUGGAGGAGCAGAUCCGACUCUGUCUGGACCGCAAGGCAUCCAGCGCCGGAGCCUGGGGUCCCCUCAGGAGGGAGUGGGAAGACAUCUACAGAAAGGUCAGUGAAGCUAUCCUGGACAAUGCUCGGCUGAUGUUGCAGACAGAGAACGUUCAGGCCAACGCCGAGGACUUUAAAGAAAGGUAUGAGAAUGAGCAACCCUUCAGGAGGGCGGUGGAGGAGGAGAUCAGCUCCCUGCACAGAGUGAUUGAGGAGGCGAACAUGACAAAGGUGGAACUGGAGGAGCAAAUGGAGAACAUGAGGGCUGAGCUGCGCAGCUUGGAGCACAACCAUGAGCAGGAUGUGCACACUCUCUACAACCAGAUGGCUGGACGUGAGGUUGAUGAACCCGAUGUCCCCAUUGAAACCAGUCUAGACCAGAUUCUGGCCUACAUUAGGAGUCACUGGGAGAAGGUGAUGGUGAGGAACCGAGCUGAGACUGAGGGCUACUUGGAGUGUAAAGAGGCGCAGUGUGUGGGCAGCAGGCUGAGUCCCGAGGAGGAGCAGGUGGAGGCACUGAAGACAGAGUGCAGUGAUGUCAGCUGUAAGAUCCAGAGUCUGCAGGCCGAGACAGAGUCCAUCAGAGCUUUGAAACGAGGCCUGGAGAACUCGCUGGGCGAUGCCCGUCACUGGCAUGACGUAGAGCUACAGAACCUGGGCUCCGUGGUGGCCAAGCUGGAGGCGGAGCUUAACGAUGUGCGAAGCGAGAUCGAACAACAGCGUCAUGACUAUGAUGUGUUGCUAAGCAACAGACAGCGUCUGGAGCAGGACAUCAGUCUUUACCAUGGCAUCCUGGAUGGAGAGGAGAACCGCUUCCUGCUGUCUGGUGCCAUGCAGUGCUCAGCUGCAAAGCCUGAAGGAGAUGCUGCCGAAUCCAGGAGUGAUGCUCCUUCACCUCAAGGACCUUCAGGACCAGCAGGACCACAGCCCCAGUGACCCUGUACAGGAUGAGACACUAAGUUCCUCUAAAAAAGUGGCAUCCAAUCCUUCAUGUUUUAGAUGUUUUCUUGUUCAGUACACCUGGAUCAGAUGACCAGGUCAUUAGAAGCCCUUUGCCAAACCCAAUGACUUGCUGAGGAAAUUAUUCUACCAUUGGAACCAUCACACUGAGCCAGAACCACAUCUAAAAUAUGUAGGACACUGGCUCUGCAUAACCAGAACUGCCAGAAACAAACAUGGACCUGGUCUCUAACUGGUCCAGGUGGGACUGACACUAAAACCUGAUGCAGGAAGUUCAGUGUGUGAUGCUAUGUGAAUGUGAUGUGUUUGGAGAACUUAUUUGGACCUCAAUGUCCUGGUUCUGAGUCCAGAGACACAGAAACACACCCAGUACAUUGACCACUGUUUCUGGUUUUGUUGCUUUCAAAAUAAAACUGAAUGAAGGUGAA
Girardinichthys multiradiatus is the source of this 1836-nucleotide messenger RNA. RefSeq names its product beaded filament structural protein 2, phakinin (gene bfsp2). The coding region runs from base 65 to 1384 and encodes 439 amino acids. Lineage: Eukaryota; Metazoa; Chordata; Actinopteri; Cyprinodontiformes; Goodeidae. The transcript has 7 exons. The record is from RefSeq and is a predicted model, not a curated record. Gene Ontology annotation, cellular component: intermediate filament. Gene Ontology annotation, biological process: intermediate filament organization. Gene Ontology annotation, molecular function: structural molecule activity.